AUGUCAUUGCUGCAGCGUCGACGUGGAGGGAUGAGUGGUGAGUCAGCCGAUGAAGCCUUGGACCGCAUGAUCGCCCAGACUCAAGAGGAGGGAGAGAGAAGAAGAGCUCUGUCUGCUCCUAGGAGGAUGGAAGGUGGUGUGCGGAGGUUGGAAAUUCAGGCUGGAGCAGAGGGAGAUGGACGAGCUCAAGGUCGAGAAGGUGAGGUGGCGAGGCCUGCUGGUUUGCCACAAGCUUUAGGGCCUGAAGCUCCUCCGGUGGCAGCUCAGCAGGAAUUGCCGGGUGGUGGGAGAUCGACAAUGGUGGUAGGACCGCUUCUUCGGGGUGUGGCGCAAGAUGUGGCUGGUGCGGUGGGUAACCAACUGCAAGCUUUGGGGACACUUUUUCCUGGAGCUCAAGUCCGUUCUUGUGUGCCUCAAGGUGGUCCUCCUGGUGUCCUUCCUCUACAAGGUCUUCAUGCUGAACUACAUCAACGCAGUGGUCAGGGGAUCAAUGACCAAGGUGGUGGCUGUCCGAGUGGAGGGCAUGUGGGCGGUGCUAUGUUGGGACCUUUGGCUGAGCCUUUGCCGCCGUUGGUAGCUUUUCAGCUGCCGCAGCAGCAACAGAUGGGAUCAGCCGCGAGUCCACACCCGCCAGCGUUUCAUCCUUCAGGUAGCCAACCAGCUCAGGGAUUAGGAGUGAUGGUGACUCCAGUCCGAGAACCUCGAGACCUGCAGUCAGUACCCAUGGUGAGCCCGGUUCCCAUGCAAAUGGUGAGCCCGGUUCCCAUGCAGGCAUUGGCUGGAGGGGGGAACCCAGCUCCUGUUGGAACAGAUCCAUCGGGAGGGACUCAGAUGAUGAUGGACCCAGCUGCGAUGGCAGUUGAGGAGAUCAGAAAGCGGGUGAUGCGGGAGGCAGAGGAAGCUUUCGCCAAGGAGGUGAGAAGGCUUCAAGGUCAGACCGAGGAAACCCAAUCGUACCAGUCAGCAUCCAGUGGAGCUGGACAGGGACAGGCCGUGGUUGGCCAGGCCUUGGGAACUUCUCAGCCGUUGGGAGGAGUCGGUGGAAUGCCGUCUCCACCUCCAGGGAUUGAUCCGGGAUUCCAAGGAAGGAAUCAAGCUGGGCUAGCUCAGCCGGGACCAUCUCUGACUGAGGCUUUGAGGGCCCUGGAGCUACCAAAGCUUCCCACACCGGGAAGUGAAGGUGCGUCCAUCCAGUUCGGGGAUUGGAUGACUGUGGUGCAUCCACUGAUGAGUGCUCUUUCUGGAAGUGCUGGAGAAUGGUGGAGUCUGACAGUGAAAACUGUGGAACACCACUAUCAGCAGUGGCUGGUUGCCACGCCGCUGGAGAAGCUGCGCAUGAAACCAGGAUCACCAGUGAUCGGUGAAGGCUACGCAAGACUGGAACAGCGGUCAGUAUCUAUGUUGCUAGCUGCUUUGCCAGAAGGUUUGCGACAGGACGUCAUAGCAUCGCGGCGUCUCUCGACGGUCGGGAUUCUGUUCCGAUUGUUUACCACCUUUCAACCUGGUGGUUCGGGUGAAAGGACAGGAUUGAUCAAGUCCAUCAGCGAGGCCAAGGUGCCAGCAGGUUUGGUGGAACUGCUGGGGUCCGUUCGGCAAUGGCGCCGAUCAGUGGGAAGGUCGGAGGAGCUGAGUGUAACAGUGGAUCCUCUGGUUCUGACAGGUGUGUUGUCGAAGUUCGCUGACGGAGCUUCAAGAUUGGGUGGAAGUCAGGUGGCGUUCCGCUUGGCGACCAUGCGCCAACAGCUGGACGUAGAUAGAGCUCCAAGCCUUGGUUCGGUCAAAGAAUGGGCCGAGUACAUCCAAGCUGAGCUGGAAGAGUUGGCUAAUGCGCAGACUGCUGGGAAGGCGACGCCGUCGAAUCCGCCAGCGUUGGCUCCGGUGCUGACGCAGGGGAAUCCGGCUGUCAAGGCCUUCACGGGGGAAGGGCAGAAGCCAUGGGAGAGGCCAGAAGGUGAGAAAGCGCCGUGUCGUUUCUGGGGCACUGACGAAGGGUGUCGCAGGGGUGAGAAGUGCGGUUUUGCACACGCCUGGGGAACGUUGGAGAAAUCCUCAAGGUGCUUGCUUUGCUCAUCAACAGGCCACCGUAAAAGGGAUUGUCCCACAGCCAAGCCUAAAGAUGGAAAUGGCUGGACACAGAAAGGUGACCGGAAGGUCGCUAAGGUCCUCAAUAAGAAAGGGGAGAAGAGCACUGAAAAGGAGAGCCAAAAAGAGUCAACAGUAGUGAAGGAGGCAGCGGAGGAAAAUCCGCAACCGGAAAAAAGAUCUGAGGGUUCCCAGCCCAAGCAGGAAGGUGACUUGGUGCAGAACCUCAACGGUCUGGUUAAGUCCAUGACGUCGAUCAAAUCGGUCUUCAUCAAGACGGUAAAAAUGGACAAGGAGUGCGGAGGAGAGUACGCCUUGCUAGAUGGGGGGGCGACUCACGCAUUGCGACAGGCGAAGAGCUCCGAAGUUCCGCAUCUUUGGCCAGUCCAAGUUGAAAUGGCGAUGGGAAGUGUCACGCUCUAUCGGUGCGCAGCGCACAAUACGCUGUUGGCACUGGAUAACGUGGAACCCAUAAUUCCAUUGCGGCUGCUAGUAGAUCACGGAUUCAAGAUCGACUGGCAGAAGGAUCGCUGUGACAUCUCACACCCGAAACAUGGGAACCUGCAGUGUGUCAGACGUCAAGGGUGUCCAGUGAUGGACAGAAGUGAAGCCUUGAGUCUCUUGGAGUCACUUGAGAAUGGUGGAGUGGGAGACUACUGUGAGCCACCGGCUCAGGAGAUCGAAUGGUGGAAGGAGAAGUAUCCACAGGUCCCUGAGAGAAUCUGGUCUUUGAUGAGGGGCCAAGGGCUGAACUGGGAAGAAAUUGCCUCCCCUUUGCCUUGGAAUAGGGCAAAGCGGAGGAGGUUGGAAAGAGCUCGAGGUGGUGUGGUGAUCCAUCUUUUCUCUGGGUCCGGGGGAGAAUCCAGGAGAUGGCGGGAUCUCACGGGAUCAGACACCGAGGUGCUGACCGUUGACAUCUCAUCGAACGCUCAAGAAGAUCUACACGCCGCUGGGGUGUGGGCGUAUCUGUGGGGAUUGGCUGAAAGGGGCCGGAUCCGGAUGAUAACCGCCGGACCGCCAUGCAGGACAGUGAGUCGUCUUAGGCAUAAGAUCCCAGGUCCUCGCCCUUUGCGUGGCAGAAAGAAUCACAGAUUCGCUUUGGAUGAGCUAACGGAAAGAGAAAUGACAAAGGUGGAUGGAGAUACCGCCCUGUGGUUGAAAACUCUUGGUCUCUAUGAGAAAUCUCAAGAGGGAAUGGUGGCGAAUGGCAUUCUGGGUCAGUGUGGUCUUCUGGUGGAAAGUCCCCAAGAUCCAUGCGAGUAUGUGGAAGAUGGGAAAGAGUAUCCGUCCUUCUGGGAAUGGGAGGAAACAGAAGAUUUCUUGAAACGAAACCCAGACAUGUUCAAGGUCAGGGUGGAUCAAGGGGCUCUAGGGCACCCACGCCCCAAACCCACAACGCUUCUGACCAACAUAGUCCAGCUGAAGGAACUUGAUGGGAUUACCUCGAAGGAAUCUGGAGAGAGUGUGUGCAUGGAUCUCCGGGAGCGGCUGAAGCAGACGGCUUCUUGGUCUGCAUGGGCUCCAGGUCUGAUGGCUGCUCUCAAGAUUGUGAUACCCAAAUUUCUGGCGAGCCAGGCUCAGCAACCGAUGCUGAGCAAGUUGGACUUAGCGGGAUGGAAGAAGCAUCUGCAGGCACAACACGUGCCAUACCGGCGGGACUGUAAGGUCUGCUUGGAAACCAUGGGCUCGGCUGAGCCACAUCGCCGAAAGAGGGGUCAAGAAUCCGCCUUUGUGAUGUCUGUAGACAUCUGUGGUCCGUUCAAAAAGGGCACCGACCUUGGUGUCUCCAAACGCAGAAAGGUAAAGUAUGCCUUGCUGGCGACUAUCCCUGUGCCUCAGUGGCCAAGUCCGGGGGAGAAGGAGGAUUCCACGGAGGCGGUGGAACCUCAAAAGGAAGAAGUUGUUCCCGAAGCUGAGGAAGUGGAAGCCUCCGGGGAGCUUCUUUUGGCUCCAGAGCCCAGGGAUCUGAUCCCAGAGGAAGAAGCCCGGAAGAGAAACCAGGCUUGGGAAGAGUUCGUCAAAAAGGAAGUCAAGGAGAUAUCCAAGGAUGUUCCAGUGGUGAACAUCACCUUCAUGGAGCCACUUGCGUCUCGUCACCAGAAUGAAAUUACAAAGGCACUGUCCAAAGUGCAUGCCCGGGCGAAGAGCCUUGGCAUACCCAUUUACCGUGUGCACUCUGAUCGGGAGCGAUCUUUCACAACCAAUCACGUGGCCAAGUGGUGCGAAAUGCGCCAGGUCCAUCAAACUUUCAAUGCAGGCGAUGAGCCUGAAGCCAAUGGACGAAUUGAAGGGGAAAUCAACCAAUUCAAGCGUCGACUUCGCCUUUUGUUGGCAGAAACGGGAGUGAGUCAUGACUACUGGCCAUGCGCGGCCCGACACGGAGUCGAGGAACGAUUGCGUGCCCAAAUGAGAAAGUUGGGGGCCAAGUGUAAGGAGAUGCCACCCUUUGCUGUGUUGGCUCAGGUUAAGGCCAAACUGUGGCAUCGUCGAAAAGAAGGGGCGUUGUCAUCCCCUUAUAAGACGCUUCGAAUUAUGGGCCCUUCACCUCAGAUGACUAACGGUUGGGUUGCUCUUGAUGAAGAAGCCAACCUUGUGCAGCACGCACGGUCCGUGUUCAUUCCUGAUCCUCUUGGAGAAACAGCUCGUUUGGAGCUGGAAACGGUCGAUGAUCCCAAGGAUCCUCCCAAAAGACGUCUCAAUGGGAAGCAGCCACUGGUUGUGGAGGUUUCCAAGAUCCCUUUACCACCUCCUAGGGAGGACCGUGAACUUGAGUCAUUGUUGGCUGUGGCCGACGCUGAGGAAGAAGAUGGGUAUGAGCCCUCUAUCUUGUCUGACUCUGAGUUGGUUCCACCUGAGGCAGAAUUGGGAUUGCCAGCUCUCAUGGCCUUACGAGCUGGGGGGGAGUCUCUUGUGGAUGGAACUCAACUUGAAGGUUGGGGGGAGAUCGAAAAGACGGAAGUAGAGGAGUAUGUGAAUGAGCUCCGCUACCAGCACUGGAAUCUGAGAAAACUUCUGCAGGAACAGGUGAAUGCAGUCGCUGGGACAGAAGAAGAAGGUGCGGCGCAAGGACAAGUCGUGCAACACGUGAGUACCCAAGUGAGAUGGCUGGAAAGUGAAUUGGAGCAUUAUUCCCGGAUCGAAGAAGAAGGUGCCAAGGUGGAGGCAUUGGAAGCUGAAGAGUGUGAGAGACAUGCCCGAAUCGCAGCUUUGUCGACGGAUGGCCAACCAGGGGAUGAGAACCAAGGUGUGAGCAGGCCCCCGACGGUCUUGCAAACCUACACUAUCCCCUUGACGAUGGUAAAGCGGGAUAUGGAAUCCUGGAUUGAACCAAUUAAGGCCGAGUACAACCCGCUUGUGUAUGAAAGCCAGGCGGUGAAACCGGUUAAGCUUAGUGAGUUGGAGGCCAUGGAAGGCUAUCAAGACAUGGAGCUAGCACCAAGCAAGUUGGUUGCCACAGUUAAAUCGCCAAAUGGGAAACGCAAGGCACGGAUUGUGAUCUGUGGAAACCUGGUGACGAAGGCUCACGAGGAUGGCAACAAGACUCAGGCGACUCCAGUGACGGCAGCGGACUUGUACGCUGGAGGAGCUGAUGCCACCGCCAUUCGAUGCAUGGUCAGAAAGACCGCCAUGAUGGAUGGGUGGGACAUGGGAGUCCUAGAUAUCAAGGGCGCGUUCUUGCUUGCCCCACGCCGAAGGGAGCAGGAGUGCCUGAUGAUGACCAUCCCACCGAAGCUGCUGGUGCAGGCUGGGAUCUGUCCGCCGGAAGAGAGGUGGGUGAUCCAAAAGGCGAUGUAUGGCCUGAAGACCAGUCCGGCCGACUGGAGUAGCUUCCGCGACCAAAGGGUCAAGAAAUUUGAGUGGAGCUCAAACGGUAGGUCUUUCUGGAUGCGUCAAACGGUCGAACCAAAUGUCUGGCAACUCGUGUCGAGCGAGGAGCCAGGAAGAGCGGACUCGGAUGAACGGGUAGAAGGUUUUUGUACCUUCUAUGUCGAUGAUGUCCUGGUCUGUGGACCAACUGAAGUAAUCAAGGGAUGUCUGAACCGAAUAAACCAGGAGUGGAACUGCUCCGAAGCGGAGUAUCUCUCAGAAAAGGGAAUGUUGAGAUUCUGUGGGAUGGAGUUGAAGCUGCACCCGAGGGGCGGCAUCCUCCUUUCCCAAGAAUCCUACACCAAGGAUGUGUUGGAUCGGUACCCAGAUGUACCAGAAGCGCUGGUACCAAUUGCAAGGACUGAGGAUGUUGAGGAAUCACCACCGGAGCCUGCAGAUGUCAAAAGGGCGCAGACUCUGGUCGGCGAACUUUUGUGGGUAAGCACAAAGACGCGGCCGGACGUGGCCUAUGCAGUGAGUUGGAUGGGUUCCCGAGCAUCCAAAUGUCCGAAGAGGGUUUGCCAACUUGGUAGGCAGACGCUUGGCUACUUAAAGGCCACAGUGGGUCAUGGUCUGCUAUACCAAAAGUGUCAAGAGGCCGACCGUGGGCCGAAUGGGAAUUUGGCAUUCUGCAGGGAUGCCAAUACGUUGGAAGUCCACUCGGAUGCGUCUUUCGGUCCAGGAGGGGAGAGGCUGCGCUCUAGGGCGUUGCACGAAGCGGUACAACAGGAGGUGUGGAAGGUGAAACACAUGGCGGGUGUGGAACUUGCGGCAGAUUUCCUGACGAAGCCAAUCACCGUUGGGGCUACUUGGCCAAGAUUCCGGAGGUUUGCAGGGCUCUACGACAUGGCUGAGCCGGAGGACCUGGAGACCUUGAAGAAGAUUGGAAUCUGUAGAGAAUGGGCUCUGAAGGGGCUGACUGUAGCUGUAGAGCUUGAAAGGAACUACUGCCCUUCGGGCUGCCCCAGUGUCCGGGCGCUCCGUGCUGAAGCCAUGGCGACCAGCGUUGCUGAUGCUGGUGGCGAGGGUGGAGAUGGUCCUGGUGAUGGUGGAGAUGAUCGUAAGCCGUGGCCGAAGAGCUCCAUGGACGAUGACAUCUACACCGGGGAGAAAAAGAAAAGGAAGAGAAAGAAGAAAAACAAGGCCGCGAAGGCUGAUCAAGGUGAAGAGAAGGGCCCAAGUGCAGAGGCCUGUGAUGAAGAAGAGAAGGAAGAUGAGUGGCCGAGCUGGGAAAACAGAAAGCUUGAGGAGUCCGAGGAAACAGUCGCAGGGGAGCCAGGGCCUGUGACGUUGAUGCAGGCUACUCCGAAGACAGCGACGAGUGCUGCUCCGCUACCAGCUCCUCUACCUCCUCAAGACAACGAACCUACUGGCGAAGAGGUUCCGACUGCGACGGGCAGUCAGCCAGCCUCUUCUCAGGGGCCUGAGAACCCAGAUGGAACCACUUACACUGUCCGUGGUCAUGGUCGCCGCGACAUUGAGUCAGGCUUCUUUUGGGGAGGCGAAAAGAUCGUGGUAUCCUUUGUGAAUGCGGAUGGUGACCUGGAAAUUCGCAGAGGUGACGGUUUGAUCGAGAUCCGUCCCCUUGAUGAGCCAGAAGGAAAAGGGAAAGGAAAGAACGGGCCAGAGGUCAUCAGCUCUGGUGAAGAGAAUGAAGAAGCGAACAGCGACCCAACUGGUCCCAAAGGAAAAGGAAAACCCGUUCCCGAACCUCUGCUACCACCGAGGCGAGGCAGCGUGGGCUCUUCAACUGCCAGUGGCGAUGGCCUUGGAUCUUCAACCGACCGACCAGUUCCUAGUGGAGAUCGCCGGCAGUCUUUGGGAAAAGGAAAAGGCCAGGGGACGACUCCAGGCGCCGCUGAGGAUGACGAUGAUGAUGCCUGGGGAAACUGGACUUCUCAGGGUUUGCAUGGAGCUGGAGAACCGGAAGGCGAGCCUCCAGCUGAAGACCAUCCACCUGAUGAGGAAGAAAAUGAGGACUAUGACAUCCAUGCGAGAAAGGACCUGGAUGAUGGCUCGGGAACCAAGCGUCCUCCGCCUGAUAGUGGGUCCUACAGCAUGAAGGCUAUGUGUGGAGAUCUUCUUCCUCUACGUGUGACUGUGGGCUUCGAGGAGGAUACCAACCGCCGCUUUGUCAAGACGGACCGCUGGGAUGUGGAGCCAGCGAACCCCGCUACUUCAAGGUGGACUGGGUGGACAUUCUUCCGCCUCAAGAAUGAAACUGGGACCGUGCAUGAUCGCACUGUGUCUCGGAGCUCUAGUGAUGAUGCUCGUGGAGAAGGGCAUCGUUUUCACCUACCUGAACGUGACGGAGCUGGAGAACCGCAUGAUCGUGGUGAGCUUCAGCCUGCAGUUUUGAGGUUGCCUGAUGGAGCCGAGGGGCAUCUUGGGCUUCUUCCUGACCUACCUGGUGGGGAAGAGAACCGUGUUGAUGUGAGCCGGGCGGCUACGGCGAAGUCCUACGCUCCGCUCCCAACACAAAGAGCACCUGCGGUGAGGCCAAAAGCACAGACUUCAGCUGGUCGACGAGCUCAACCGGUUUUGGCUGAUCUUCAGCGUAGAGAUGGCCUACCUCCUGCCGAAGAGGAACUGAGCGAUGGCGGCAGCUGGAGCGAGGUCUCUGGGGAGACCUGGUGA
Cladocopium goreaui is the source of this 8586-nucleotide messenger RNA. NCBI's taxonomy places the organism in Eukaryota, Dinophyceae, Suessiales, Symbiodiniaceae. The record is from the annotation of a GenBank genome assembly.